Molecule: messenger RNA, 1882 nt
Organism: Odontomachus brunneus
Lineage: Eukaryota; Metazoa; Arthropoda; Insecta; Hymenoptera; Formicidae
Exons: 4
Coding region: 465-1682 (405 amino acids)
Source: RefSeq, a predicted model, not a curated record
AAUCGAGAAUGCUUCUUGAGAAAUUAAUUACGAAGAUUUAAUGGAGUGGGUUUAUUCCUCCUCUCAAACCCCUCCCGGCAGAAGCUAAAUAUUUGGUGUCAACGAGCAGCUCAGUCACGGUCCCAUACGAGUCGCUUGUUCGCUACAAGAAAUUUUGAAGGAGAUCGCUGUUACCGCUUUUUGUGCGAGUUGUGUACGAGUUGCGCACGAAUACGAUGUAUUUACCCUGAAGCUUUCAGUCAACGUUCGACGGUGAUGGCUCGCAGAAUGAGUAGAGAGAAAGAUUCUCAACUAGGCAGAAGUAUCGAAGACGAAAACUUUAAUCGCGCGAGAUAGAUUUUCAGAAGCGGAAUGUGAAUAACUUAAUCACGCAUAUUCGGUACACUGAAGGAAAAGCUUGGUAAUAAUCCUCAAGCUUGGAUAAUAGAUUGUCAGAUGCUUUGGUGAAUAUAUGAGUCAGCAGUAUGUCUCAAAUAUCUCACACUUCCAAAAAAAUGCGACGAUACAAUCGCACUAUUAGCUAUUCGCACAAGAGCAGUACGCCGUACAAAAACGUAACCCUGAAACAUUAUAAUAUAUCUUUAUCUGGGAUUGACACGGGCUCUUCCUCAAGUGCAGGAGAAGUUAAAAAAAGACCACGACCGCAGAGAACACUAAAGAAACGCAAAGGAACCACCGGUAAAAAGAGACGAGUGGUGACUCGCUUAGCGGACUCUGACAGCGAAUGGGAGACCAAAUCGGACGAGUCAGUCAAAAGGACUUCGGUAAACUCACAAAAAUUCAGUUUGAAGGAUACUCACGAGGAAUGCCAGGAUGACACUCCCGUAUGCUGCAAUUUAUUUGAGGAUCCCUGCACCCCGGAGAAAGUCCGUGACGCACCGAUCACGUACGAACCUUUGCUCGAAUCGCCGAUUCUUCAAUCUUCUCGAAGAUUACGCUUAAUUCCGGCAAAGGAUAAUCUCAUACAGAGCGAAAAGUUGCUGCCGAUUUCAAAUCUGCGAUUCUCGAAAUCGCAAAACGUUAAUUCGGAAGAAACGGACGAUGACACGCCGAUAUUCCAUCGCGAGAAAGACAUAAAGACAUAUCCUGCUGUAUCGAAGCGCAAGAAAAGCCCGAAGCAGAGAUUCAAAAACUUCACGUUUUCCGUACGAUUCCCAACAGCGACGAGCGAUUUGCUUUGGGACGAGUUCGUCGACAAGUUUCACGACGAUAUAACCCAGUAUUUGGCGUCGCCCUCCACGCGAGCGCAGGCGACGGAUUCCACGCGAGACCUUCCCGAUAUCGCCUAUCCGAGGCAAAGAAUCGAUCCGCUUUCUCCAGGAAUGGAGUGCGUAAGUCAAUAUUACGACAAGGUCACACACAGAUGGAUAACCUGCGACGAUUCCGAGAGGGCGAGCGGUUCCAAACAGGAAAACGCCGAGCGACAAAACGAGCCGCAGACCAACAGGCGCGGAAUGAAGGCUCGCAGAAGGAACGCGCGGAAACUAAGCAGGAAAGAGAUGGCGUUGAGAUCUGCGCGGAAACGAAGAGCCGACGUGUACGAUCAAUCUGAUGAGACGGACGUCGAGUUUGAGACCGGCGGUCGAAAUAAAAAACGUAUCAGUCUCCGCGAAUUUUGUCGCAAACAAAGGAUUAAUAAGACUAAGACGCCCUCGACGUCAUCUCGUUCGGACACGCAGUGAGGCGAAACGAAACGCUCGUCACUAUCGUCUCGCCAUUGAUAUACACACUUUGUUUUAUACAUACGCAUGGUUCGUAUUCACCGAGAUUUUUUCUAUAUUUUGUUAUUAUUUGUUCAUUUACACUUUUGUAAUGCCGAUAUUCAUUUUGAGGAAAUCUCUAUAUAUAUAAUGCAAUAAAAUUAUGGAAAUCUUUCCAGAAA